GCAGCCAUCAUAGUGUUCACUAUUGUGUGCGGCUGAGGGAAGAAGAAAAAGAGAGGAGGGUGCACAAAGGGGGGGAAAGAAAACCUGUCCCUUUGUGUGGGAAAGACUCAGCAGGAAAGUGAUUUGGUGACUAUUUGAGUUUGCCGGCGAAGCAAGGCUCUUCCCCCCGACCCGCACAUUCUUUUGUCAACUCUGCGUGCCUCGACUGCCUUAAACCAGAGUCAAAUAUAUUGCGAUUCUCCGGCCGGCAAACAGCGACACCCCGGCUAUUCCUGAUGAUGAGCGCAAGCGUCAGACUGGUUUGCAUGAAUAUUGAUGUGGAGGAUAGUCUGUUUCAUAGAAGAACAGAAGGAAGCAAGAUGGCUGCCCUUUAGGAUUUGUAAAAGAGGAGAUCCAGACGGUUUGUUGGAAUUUCUACAAAGUGGAGGGACGCAAAAGAAGGACGCAUCGAGGGCAGCCUGUGAAUGGACUCUAAGCAGGCCAGAUGGAAACAGACCAGACCAGACAUGAGACGGAAGAAAGUCUGACAUUAAAACAAUUUGGGACAUCCCGCAACAUCUCCAACAAACUGCAGAAUGGAGGGUCAUUUUCAGAAGGAGACUCUCUGCAAGUCACUGAUACAAACUGGAAGAAUUACAAGCCCAGCACAGUUUCCAACUCCAUGAAGAGGCCAAACGAAAAUUGCAACGACUCUGAAUCAGUACAAGGGCUGCUGGAUCAUGGAUCGUUUAUGAUGAAUGGAGAGUUGAUGAAUGGAGAUUUUAAGCUGUCUGAACAGCCAUUACAGCCAAGCCAGCUCAAGAAAUUUAAAGUAGAUUCAGAGAUUUCUGAACUAAAAAACAAAUCAGAUUUUCAUUGCAAUGCUCAGACAGAGAUAAAAUUAGGAAACAGGAACUGUAGAAUUCUUAAUGGAGAUGUUUUCCCUCUGCCAAGAAAUAAACAUGUCUCCAUUCCCAAUGGUGCUGUAUUAACCACAUCUACAAUAGAAAGCACACCAGGUGAUCUUUUAGAGAAAACUUUGUCUCAAUAUUAUCCUGAACAGGUGUCAAUUGCACCACAGAGAUGUGGUCUACAAGAUGCUAUGAAUAGUUCUCUCACAAAUAAGCUGCCUGGUGAAGAUGUUAUAUCUCCUGCUUUGACCUUAGAGUUUCCAAAUUCAGCUCAGAUGCUUGACUCACAACCACAGAAACUUGGGGCAUCUGGUCCUGUCGAGGGAAGCAACAAUUACAGUUCUGUGAACUCUAUAGUAAAUGGGUAUGCUAACAAUCAUGAAACAGAUUACCAGCAGAAAAAACAAGGACAUCAUCAGCUGUCACCAUCUAACCACCAACAAUCUCAUCAUCAGCUCCCUGGUAUAGUCCCACCAUCAAAUGUUGCCAACUCCCUGCAACAACAUAAAAAUGGCCCAGGGUGCUUUCCAAACAACACAAAUCCCCAACAUACAUAUGAGAAUGCCAACCACAAUUUUAACCACAAGGAGCCUAAUACCCACCUCCAGGCAACUGAGGCAGUAUUGGCCAAAUACGGACAAUCGACAAACUCUGGCAUACAGAACAUGGUACGAUAUGAGGAACCUGCGUCUGGUCAUGCUCAGCAGUUUGGGAUUCAACCCAAGAAUUUUCAGCGGACUCCUGGAAACUUACAUGGAGCAGACAACACAGGCAUGAUGAGACCCAUUAUACAGGAGCCAAAUCAGGCUGGAUUAGAAAAUGGUCUGGAUAACACAACCCAGCGGUCAGGACACUUGAUGUGUCCAACUCCCCAUCAGGGAAACUGGAUAGAACAGAACCCUUCACAGCAACAAACAUGUCUGUCAUCGUCGGCAGAGCAGAAAAACACGGAUUUCUCUGCCAAGCCUCUGCCAGAGCAGCUGAAAGCUGGUCUCCAGGUUCAUAGUCAGAUUUUGGAGGAAAACCAUGUACAAAGGUUUGAGUCACCUGGAAUGUUCAAAGAAACCAUUCAGGGGUCUAACAGCAUACAGCAGCAGCAACUCAUCGUCCAAACACACUGUGCUUCAGCCCAGAUCAACAACGGUCCUGAGUGGCGGCAAAGAAGUUCCAAGGUGUCUUUAGUGCAACAGCCUCAAACCCACAUAAAGCACAAUCAACAGAUUUUGCUCCAAAGCCAGCAGGCUGGACAUUUCCAUACCCCCGUGCAGUCAGAGCACUUAUGUGAAAACCCUGAAAUGCAGAAUGCAUUGUCACCUGAGCUUUUCACAGCACAGCAACAGAAGCACUGUAAUCUUCCACGCCCACUGUCCCACCCACCACAAUUUGAAGAACAGCAACUUAAGUCUCCCAUUUACCGUCCUCACAGUCAGCCUCAGCCAACCCAAGUACAAGUUAACCAGCAACAUAGAAACAACCCUGCCCAACCCAACAACCACUUCAGCUACAAUAACACAACAGACGUCCAUCUACAACAUCAAAGACCAAAUUCUCCCAACUCAAGCAGCAGUGAUUCCAGGCAGUUUCAUCAGAGACCGAAAAGCUGUCAUCCACCCAACCAUAUGGACUUCCCACAGACUUCUACAUGCUCACAACCCUAUUCGCUGCAUGUUUCAUUAAGCCAACAGACAUCGACACGUAUGUAUGCUAAAGCUGAACACCAGCUAAACCCAUGUUCCCAGUUCCAAAGUGGAUCUCAGCUUCCUUUGGCAUCUGCCCUUCCCCUACCAGAUAUUCAAAAACAUGCAGCCCUGCGUAAUCAUCUGUUACAAAGGCAAGAGAGACAAGUCCCUCUUCAUUCCGCUCACAAACAUGGCCUGAAAAAUGUAAAAAUGGAAAAUGGACCCAAAUUUCACUUGCCUGGCUUACAGCAGCAAGUGAGUGGAUUGCACAUCAAGCAGGAGAAACAACAAUCCUUAUGUGAAAAUAGUACAAAGCAAGACAGCAUCCUGGCCUCCAUGGAACAUAGUCUGAAACAGUACCAACUUUCCCCAGUGUUUGAGAAGAAAUCUUUUGUCAUUAAUUCAAAUAAAGUCAAGGUAGAAUCUUCCGGGCCAGUCACAAUCCUGUCAACCAACACCGACAUGUGUAAAGUUGAAGCAUCUGGAGCUGCCACCUCCUCUCCAGCUUUUAAAAAAACGAUCGACUCCACACCCAAAAAGGAACAACUCCUACAGAGAUUUAUGGAUUCCCCAGUGAAGCUGUUGGAUACCCCAAUAAAAAGUCUACUGGAUAUGCCAAUGAAAACACAGUAUGACAUUGCAUCAUGCCACUGUGUUGAGCAAAUCAGUGAAAAAGAUGAAGGCCCUUACUAUACACACCUGGGAUCAGCACCUACAGUUGCUGGUAUACGGGAGAUGAUGGAAAAAAGGUCUGGUUUCAAUGGUCAAGCCAUCAGGAUAGAGAAAGUGGUGUACACAGGCAAGGAAGGCAAAAGUACACAGGGGUGCCCUAUCGCAAAAUGGGUGAUUCGCAGAGCCAGUGGAGAAGAAAAGUUACUUGUGUUGGUUCGAGAACGCAUUGGCCACAAAUGUGACACCGCCUGCAUAAUCGUGGCAAUCCUGGUCUGGGAAGGCAUCCAACCCAGCCUAGCUGACAAACUCUACCUCGAGCUAAGUGAUACUCUAACAAGGCAUGGAGCCCUCACCCAGAGACGAUGUGCUCUCAAUGAAGAGAGGACCUGUGCAUGUCAGGGGUUAAAUCCAGAUGCCUGUGGAGCAUCGUUCUCCUUUGGCUGCUCAUGGAGCAUGUACUACAACGGCUGCAAAUUUGCCAGGAGUAAAAUUCCAAGAAAAUUUAAAUUACUAGGCGAUGACGUGAGAGAGGAAGAAAGGUUAGAGCAAAACUUUCAGCAUCUGGCCACCUUACUGGGCCCCUUGUACAAAAAUAUGGCACCUGAAGCUUACGGAAACCAGGUGGAACAUGAACACAGAGCACCUGACUGUCGUCUGGGGCUAAGGGAGGGGCGUCCCUUUUCUGGAGUUACUGCCUGUCUGGACUUCUGUGCUCAUGCUCACAGAGACCUUCACAACAUGCAAGGAGGCAGCACUGUGGUGUGCACAUUAACAAGGGAGGAUAACAGAGAGAUUGGAAAGAUACCAGAGGAUGAGCAGCUCCACGUCUUGCCACUAUACAAGGCUUCCAACACAGAUGAAUUUGGAAGUGAGGAGGGUCAGCAGGAAAAAAUUAAGUCAGGUGCCAUCCAAGUCCUCAGUGCCUUCCGCCGCCAGGUGCGCAUGCUUGCAGAGCCCGCCAAGUCCUGUCGCCAAAAGAAGCUGGAUGCUAAGAAGGCAGCUGCUAUCAAGAAUGCCGUGAUGGACAACUCCCAUGACAAAGCAGAGAAAGUUACCCCAUCCAAGUCAAAAGCAGGUACUUCUGAAAACAUCAGUCAAAGCACUCAUAUGGCAGGGUUUAUUCCAGGUGCUAUGGGAGCCUCCCAAUAUCCAAGUCAACCAACACAUCCCUUUGGAACCCAUCCCCGGCAACUGCAGCAACAACAGCACGAAAACAUACUUACCUCUUAUCCUGGUGCAGCAAAUGCUGCCAAAUACCCCAGGUUCCCCAGCCACCCUGGAUCUUUUCCAAGCACUUCAAAGCCAGGGAGCAUAUUUCCGCCUCAAUCAUCAACACCAGCAAGCCCUUACCCUGCCCCAAUCCAUGCACCCACUUCAUACAUCGAUGGAUCUAAUCGUUCGUACCCUGGUUACCAAUGUAAUGGAGGAAUGCCUCUUGACAAUUACCAACCAUACUACGCUUCAAACCAAAAGCACCUGGACAUGUAUCAACAGCAACAACGACAAGCCUUUUACUCAGAACAGCAGUAUACAGUACAUCCGCGAUAUGAUGUUAAUUAUCCACCAAAUUUUGGUGAUCCAGGUUUACACGUCAAUGGUUAUAAUGCAUGCAGCAUGAGGUCAGUUCACCCGAUGACAGCUUUCAGCCCCUGUGGUCCUAACGGCGCCCCAGACCCACGUUUUAUUGACCCCCUCUCAAGAGCGCCCUCUGCCCAUGGAGGUCUUAACUACACUGCUGCUGGAUGCAACAGCAAUCAGUUUAGAAGAUCCCCAAAUCCAUAUUUCUCUCAAAGUUCCCAAAUGUUUCCCCCAGGCCAACAACCAUUCCAUAUGCAAAUUAAGCAAGAAAUAGGUCUUGCUAGCCCAAAGAUGCUUGGUGCUCAGUUAAGUGGUGUGUGUUUAAACCCUGAAACACAGACAGCACUGGGUAGCCCCAUGGUAUCAAGUAUUAAGCAUGAGCCUGGAACCCCUCAGACGCCCACAACCCCACAAAAGCCAGACAUGUGGUCAGACAAUGAGCACAAUUUCUUGGACCCUGACAUUGGCGGAGUGGCAGUGGCACCUACCCACGGCUCAGUCCUCAUUGAGUGUGCUAAACGAGAGCUCCACGCCACAACACCUCUUAAAAACCCAGACCGUCAUCACCCAACACGAAUCUCAUUGGUCUUUUACCAGCACAAAAACUUGAAUGAGGCAAAACAUGGACUGGCCCUGUGGGAAGCAAAGAUGGCAGAAAAGGCUCGAGAAAAGGAGGAGGAUGCAGAGAGAAACAGUGGUGAGGGGACACCAAGCAAGGGCCACAAGAAGGGGACAAAGCGUGAGCAUCCAGAGUCAUUGGAAUCUCUUGGGGAGCCCCCUUAUAAACGUUUUAUACAGGCACUCAUUGAGGGGUCGUCGUCAUGCACAACCAAUACCUAUGUCAGUACAUCUCCGUAUGCCUUCACCAAGGUCACAGGACCUUACAGUCACUUUGCUUAAAAGACCCUCAAGAAAAAAAAAUGAAGGUGCUUUAUUUAUGAAAACAAGGACCACAUGCAGCACUGGUCUCAACAAACACUCCUAACCGGUUCAGGUCUUUUACCCUUUUGACAACUGAGCUUUACAACUGACCCUUCUAAGGAUGUAUUUAUUUUUGUUUUGCAACUUUUGCAGCUACACACUGUUAAACCAUCUGGUGCUCUCAAUCGUACAUGUACACCUAUUUUUUACUGGAAACAAAGGUAAAUCUUGGUGGCUUUAUUUUUCGUAAAACAAUUUUAAAGACUUAAACUUGGCAUGGAAUGCCAACUUUUCAACUGGCAACAUUCAAGGUGCUAAGUCUGUGUCUUUUUUGAUAUUCAAAAUGCCAUGAUACCAUACUUGAGACUAUAGAUGGCAUAAAACAGCAAAAAGAGGGGGAAAUAAUCUGUAAAAUCAUUAACCUCACAAUGGUUUAACGUAAGUGAGUGUGUUUUGAGCACUUCUUGAUGACAAUAAUUCAAUGUAUUGGUAUUAAGUGAUGAAAUUUACAUUAACUUUGAAUUUAAUGCAAUUUGUAAGUAUUUCUGAAAAGAAAGACUAAAUUAUAUCGUUUCAAAUCACUGCAAAAUUUUAAAUUCUAUUAUGCUGGUGCUUCUUUGGCCUACAUGACAUGUAUACUAUACGAGCCAUUCAAAUGGUGCAUUUUUUACAUUUUAAAAGGAGGAAAACGAGCCUAAGUUUUUGAGUUUUACUGUCAGCAAAUGUUCCUUUCAGCAGGUUCAUUGAACUACCCUGAAUUGUGAAAAUUGCAUGUAGUUUUAUGUCUGUGGUGCUUAGUUGAUGUGCUUUUUAUACACUGAGGAGCAUGAGACAGGGUAAGCUCGGUGUCAAUUUCAGAGGGCAGCUGGCUUGCUGUGGGUUCUUUAAUUAUUGUAAUCUAACUGUAAUAUAGACAGGUGAGAUGAGUACAGUAACUUAAACUCCCUUUUUGGAAUUACUGUUAUAAAUUGUGUUUGUUGUAUAGAAUGCUCAAAGCCGAAAACAUUGUAAAUCUUUGUGUUUCAAUGGAUUUGAUUUCACUGGGUGCUAUUCAACCUGUUAAAAACAUACAAUGUGAGACUCUUUAGGCAGUGAGAAGGCUAUUAAAAUAAUGUACAGUACCAACAUGUCAUAUACCUCAAAACCAGUUUGGGCAAUAGUAAAACAUAUCAUUCUUUGUUUAAAUAUUUUUUCCAAAUUGUUGGUUACAGUCUAACUGCAAGCCUCCAGGCGGAAAAGUUCAUUUCUUACUUUCUUACGUGCUUAGAAAGUAUUACUUGAACUUGAGUUUUUAAUGUUACUGUAAAAUCAGGGACAUUUAAAAAGAACGUAUUGCCUGCAUUCAUUUUGUCAUUCUCCUCAUUCAGGGACGUGCCAUUGCAUUUUGUGUCCCUAUACAACUUUUCUAAAAUAUGUCACACAAUUUAUUUUUUUGGGGGGGUUCAGCAUUUGAUUUUUAUUUUGUACCAUUUUUAGCUAGUAGGAUGGUGUUUUCUUAACUGAACACAAAGUAUAUGCACUGAUGUGACUAAAGGGAAAGUAUGCUAUUGAAUAAAUUAAGGGCAAUGUAUUUGCUUUUGUUAUGAGGCAAGACCAAGGCAGUGAUUAUCGUCUUUAUGCCUGUGUAUACUUCAAAUUAUUUAUAACCACUAAGCAAUUGUAUGAGUUUUCUCUUUAUUUUUAAUUAAUGUGAUAUAUAAUUGAAUGACUGUAACAUUAUUUGUAACAACUCACCCACUCUUCAUCAAAUUUGUUUUCUGAAAGCACUUCAUUUUUUUUCAGGAAAAAAUAUGUAUAUGUAAUAAAGUACAAAAUGUUUUAUUUAAACAGGGUGUAAAUGUGUUUCAAAAAUAACAAAAAAAUCCAAUAAUAUACAGUUCAUAGCAAGGUUUUAUAUUUCAGGACUAUCUUCUAGUCCAGUCCAACUGGCCCCCAACUUCUACAUCAGCAAUCAGAAUCAUAUCUUAAAUAUCAGUUUUGGCUCUUUUCAAUGUUAUCUAAGUGGACAUGGUCACAUUUUCCAGGAAGUCUUUGUAAAUAAUGCACUCACUGUCAAAGCAAUGUUUACUGUCAAAGGAUACUGUUAGCUCUAACAUUUGAAUUUAUAUUUAUAUUUUUUUUACUUUUGGUUUUGUAUAGUCCAUAAUAAUGAUGACUUCAUUGUACAGAGUCCAGCUACAGUAGCAGGUUGAGGGUGAGGUUAAAAAGAUACAAGAGGAGGGAGAAACAUAAAAGCAGAGCCAUACUUGAACAGACUUCUAAAUCUGCAUUACUUGAAUAACUUUCUGGAAAUAAUGAGUACUGCAUGUUCAAGUGAGCAGUUCAUACUGUACUAGGCAGGCAGACACUAAAGGUAAAAAAAAAAAAAAAAAGUCAAACUUUGUUUCUGUUUUUAUUUGUAAAGACUUCCCUUGGUCUCCUUAGGUCUGGUAUGCUCCAAAAACGAUUUAAGCAUAGUUAUUAAACUGUAAGUAUUGUAAUGUACUGAAUGCAGUUUAUUUGAAAGCUGUUAUUAUAUCAUUCCUGAUAUUGCCAAGAUGUGGGUGUUUUCUUUUUCAAUAAAUUUAUAUUUAUUUAAAGCAAUUUCACUUGUGUAAAAAUCAGUGCUCCCCAUGUUAUAAAAAUAUUCGUAGUGUUUGUGUUUGUGUAUGCUCUUUUAAUACAGUACUCUCAGCAAACAUGAUAAAUUCACAUCCAUUUCAUGUACAGUAUUUAUUUAGCCAAAUAUCCCAUUGCAUGCACAUUGUCUUUUACAAAGCAACGACAAUUUAAAUAGAAAACAAUUACCGCAAGGAAAAGGCCCAUUAUAUAUGUAAUUAUUCUUGAAAUCAGGGGGUGGGGAAACUUGAUCCUAUUAUUUAAAAAUAUGAUGCAACCGUUAAACAGGUUUAUUUAUUACAUAUUGGGUUAAAUCUUUUGGGGCUUUUUAUGUGUUUUUUUUUUUUUUUUUUUUAUCCGUCAGACAGAUCAGACAGAUCAAAUGCUCUUGAUGGACUGUUUACAAUGAAUGGAUGAUUGAAUCAAAAGCAAAUGGUACCCAAACAUAAUAAUGACGAGGGGUGCCUGAUAAAUAUCAGACCACUAAUUAUUGGGCCGAUAUGAGGAAUCAUGACAUCAUACCGAUGCAUCCGAUAACAUUAAAAAAUAGCUUCGAUAACCAAUAAUUUUUAAAACACUCCAAUGAUUCGAGAAAAAUAACAGAUAUAAAAAGUUACUGGUUAUCGGUAUAGGUCUUGAAAAGCAGAAAGUUAUCAGUAUCGGCUUGAGAAAAAAAAUAUCAAGCAUCCCUAAUGACAGAUUGGAUACACUUAUGCACACUUAAAAAAAAUAUCAACGCGUGCAUGAACGACAUAACAAUGGCUCACUAAUACAGAUUCAGACAGAUUUGUGAAUAACAGAGAGCAAUACGCUUUUUGUGUAACAAGUUUUGUAUACAAGUUCAUUAAAAAAACAAAAGUGUUGCAUUUAUAUUUUUGUUGAGUAUAUGUCAAUACAGUAAGUAAUACUGUAUCUGACUUUAUUGGAUGGCAAAAUUUCUAUACAGGUGACCAUAAAUCCUUACCAGACAAUAAUUCAGUCUGCUCAAAAAUAGAGUACCACAGAUAGGAUGAUCUGGUUUUAUUUUUGUCUGUGUCCAUGACGACUUUCCUCAAUAACUCAGACAAAGUGCCACUUGUCAACUGUAAAAAUAUAGAUGAACAUAAAGCGUUACAACCACAAAUCAAUGUGGGGAUGAGGAUGAGUCAAACAUGAUCUACUUACCUUCUGAAGGAACACUUUGACCGCAACCAAGUUCGGGGGUCUGAGGAC
Molecule: messenger RNA, 9550 nt
Organism: Dunckerocampus dactyliophorus (ringed pipefish)
Lineage: Eukaryota; Metazoa; Chordata; Actinopteri; Syngnathiformes; Syngnathidae
Gene: tet2
Product: tet methylcytosine dioxygenase 2
Exons: 10
Coding region: 485-5719 (1744 amino acids)
Biological process (GO): myeloid cell differentiation; positive regulation of transcription by RNA polymerase II; oxidative demethylation
Cellular component (GO): nucleus
Molecular function (GO): DNA 5-methylcytosine dioxygenase activity
Source: RefSeq, a predicted model, not a curated record